AUGAAUAAGGAAGUGUGUCAAACGUUACUUCCUUUAAGGAACGUGAUUUCCAAUUCGGACGAUGGUAUAAUCUAUCAAUUUACAAAUGAUAAUGAUUACUGUAAUGAUGUAGAAUGUGAUGAUAAUGCAGGUAAAAUUAAUGCUAGGUUUUUACAUAUUUUUGAUACAUUGUUUAAGGAUAAGUCUGCGUUUGAAGAUGCUGCAAAAGGAAACAUCUAUAUUGUUCAAUACAUUUUGAUAUGGUUAAGUUAUGUGUUAAGCCUGAUCGAAAGUAAUGAAGCUGACAAUAGAACGAGUUUUUAUAAUAAAUAUAUAAAUGGUGGUAAGAAGUAUAAUAAGAAUAUAGAUGAUGUUACUGCUUAUAAAAAUUAUAAGGAUCUUAUAGAUAGAAAUAAUUAUAUUUUAAGUAUGGAUAUGAGCAUUAUAUCUAAAUUAUAUGAUGCAUUUAGUACAUUAUGUGACAUAUAUAUUGAGUUUGAUGCAGAAAGCUCAAAUUGCGAUAAUAGUUUAGAAAAGGCUAAUCAAUUUGUUGAAACAUAUAAAAAAAUUAUCAUAGAUCAUAACAUUGGUGAAAAUAUCCGCUAUUUUUAUGUAUUGAUUAAUUUAUUAACUGAUUAUGACAAUUUAAAAAAAAAAUGUAAAAAAUUUCCAUCCACUCCAGAUAUAAAAAAAAUAAUUUCUGAACAUGUUUCUGAAGCUACAUCAAGUUCGAUAACAAGCAAAUUAAUUCCAAUUUUAUCGAUAUUAGUUGCAAUACCAAUUUUCUUGGGAAUUGCUUAUAAGUAUUCGUUAUUUGGAUUUCGGAAACGAGGUCAAAAACAACAUUUAAGAGAAAAGCUAAAAAAAUAA
Plasmodium yoelii is the source of this 849-nucleotide messenger RNA. Its product is annotated as PIR protein. Bases 1 to 849 code for a protein of 282 amino acids. The transcript has 3 exons. The record is from RefSeq and is a predicted model, not a curated record. Lineage: Eukaryota; Apicomplexa; Aconoidasida; Haemosporida; Plasmodiidae.